UUUUUUUGACCAAUUGUAGGGAACAGUUAAACUUGUUGUCUGUCUAGGGAGAAGCUUUCUGUGGGCCGCCACAACCACAAACCAAGUCUGCAACCGGUCACGGCUCUCUAGGCACUCGAGACGAGCAAGAUAAAGAUAGACAGAGGGAACCAAAAGACUUUGAGAGGGGGAGGGAGGGCGAUGAGAUGAACUGUUGAUGUCACCAUGUGAAUCAGCCAAAUCGCCCGAAAAAAAAAAACCACAGCGACGUAUUUGUGCUUCUUCUAUUUUACACAAGGGUAAGCAUCAGUCAACCACAGGCUGACCGCCGAUCUCAAUCUCUCUGAAACAUGCACAGAACUCCAGGACAGAACCGGCCGAACAACACCACUGGACCAGCACAGGGCGAACAAGUGUUCCAGGGUGUGGGGCAAACCCGGGAACCCUUCAAAAUUUGCGAGCAGAUCAAGUUAGAGGCGUUGGAUUCGGGCGAGGAGGACGACUCUAUUCUGGGGAAGCAGCAACCGCUUGCGAUGGCCUCCAACAGCAUCUUUGAAAGCUUCUCGUCCUACCAGUCUUGUUUACAAAGGGAACCUGCGCCUGGGCGACGCUUUACGCCUCCCUCGACCACCCUGAGCUCGGGGAAGAUGAAUGAGGGGUUGCCCCUGGGGGCUCAGGAGAGCAGCGGCGCCGCCCUGGUGGGAAAACUGCGUAUGGCUGACCGGAGCUUGGUAGAGGUGCUGUCGGACCACCCAGGAGAGCUGGUGCGCACCGACAGCCCCAACUUCCUCUGCUCCGUCCUGCCCACACACUGGCGCUGUAACAAGACCCUGCCCAUCGCCUUCAAGGUGGUUGCCCUCGGAGAUAUCCCUGAUGGCACAGUAGUCACGGUGAUGGCCGGAAACGAUGAGAAUUACUCUGCAGAGCUUCGUAACGCCACGGCUACCAUCAAGAACCAAGUUGCCCGGUUCAACGACCUGAGAUUUGUGGGCCGCAGUGGAAGAGGAAAGAGCUUCACUUUGACCAUCACCGUCUUCACAAACCCUCCUCAGGUGGCCACAUAUCAGAGAGCCAUUAAGAUAACAGUGGACGGACCCCGAGAGCCACGCCGGCACCGUCAGAAGCCGGAUGAAGCUGUAAAGCCCGGUGCAUUAGCUUUCUCUGAGCAGUUGAGGCGAAGUGCCAUGCGGUGCAGUCCACACCACGGCCCCACCCACAACCCCCGCCCCGCCCUCAACACACCCCCCUUCAGCAGCCCCGCCCACAGCCAGAUUUCUGAUUCUAGACAGAUGCAAACAUCUCCGUCCUGGUCUUACGAGCAGCCAUACCCGUACCUGGGCCCCAUCUCCACCCCAACCGUUCACCCAACAACACCCAUAUCACCCAGCCGCAAUGCUAUACACUGUCCUGAUCUGACCGCAUUCACCGACCCACGUGUUGGCCUGGAGCGCUCGUUUCCAUCCCUACCAUCUCUACCUGACGGACGAUUCUCUGACCCACGUGUGCCCUACCCCACCAGCGCAUUUACCUACACCCCCACCCCUGUCACCAACGCUAUCGGCAUCGGUAUGUCUGCUAUGACGGCCCCUGCUGGCCGUUAUCACACAUACUUACCGCCCACUUACUCCUCGGGGUCAUCCCCGGGUCAGGGUGGACCUUUUCAGGCGAGCUCUUCACCUUAUCACCUGUACUACAGCAGCGCUGCCGGGUCGUACCAAUUCUCCAUGAUGCCAGGGGGAGGUGGCGGUGAGCGCUCGCCACCACGUAUCUUACCACCAUGCACCAACGCCUCCACAGGCUCCGCCCUCCUGCACCCCUCUCUGCCCAAUCAAAGCGAUGUUGUCGUGGAGACCGAAGGAAGCCAUAGUAGUUCGCCAACUAGUAUGUCGGUUGAAGCCGUAUGGAGGCCAUAUUGAAAACUCAGACGCUUUUAUAGGUUGACGGACAGUCGGGUUGACCAAUAGAACAUGAACAGAUUAACAAGGUGGAUUCUGAUUGGAGAAAUGGACUCAAACUGGACGGACUUUUGUUUUUCAUUGCACAGCAUGAAAAUCGUUUGUUUUUCUAAAUAAAAGUUGUGGAUAGUUUGUAUUAUUAUUAAUAUUGUUAUUGUUAUUAUUAUUAUUACUGUUGUUGGUCUCGUCAUCAUUGUACAACAUUGUUCACCAGUGUCAGCCAUGUUUUUAGCACUGAUUUCUCUUCAAUCUGCCUCUGUGUCAAAUAAAACGUCAACAUGCAACGUCUGAGGCCGGAAACAUACUCCACGUACACAAGCGCACAUGCGAAUGAGUGCGCGGUUCAAUUGUACAUACAGUACAUAAUGUACAUUGUAGCGUUACUGUAGCGGUAACAAACCUCAGUACUAAAGAUGGACUGAUAAUCUGUUUGAUUUUUUUCUUCCAAAAUGCAGAAAUAAAGCAAUAUUUGAAAAUCAAUUGUUCAUGUUGUUUAUCGGACACUUAUCCAUAAAAAUCGUUAUCGGUUGAAACAAACAAUAUCGGUUCAUCUCUACUCAGUACUAAAAGGGGCAUUAGAGAUAACUUAUUAAUUAACAAUUAAACAAGAUGUGUUAUAAGUGUUGCGUACAGAUUAUCUUGAACAGUUUGUGCUAAUGCCUAUACAUAACGCACGUUAUGCUGCAUUGUUGCCGUGGUAACAAACGUCAUUACUAGAUAUGGGCCGAUAAUCGGUUAGAUUUUUUUCAGAAAUACUAAAUAAAACAACAACUUAAAAAUUAUUCUGUGAUGCUUAAUGGACUAAUAAAAACAUACAAUUAUCGUUAGCGGUUGUAACAAACAAUAUCGGUUCAUCUCUACUCAGUAUUCAAGGGGCGAUUGGAAUUACCCUACAUAGGCGCCAUUAAAUCAGAUGUUUUAUUAUUUAGGUAAUUAGCUAUAAACAUGACGAGUGACAAGUUAACGAAAUAACUGACUUUCUCUUCUAACUGUCGGUCCACCAUCACAAUAGCUACUCUGAAACAGAAAACUGACCGAUGAAGUGGACCGUGUGCGCUAAUGCCCAAACGUAACGCACUAUUUUGCGUUGCUGUAGCGGUAACAAAUGCCAUUACAAGAUAUGGGCCGAUAAUCAGUUUGAUAUUUUUCAAAAAAGAGGAAAUAAAGCUACAAUUAAAAUUUGUAUAAUAUUCUGUUAUGCUUAAUGGACUAAUAAAAACAUUAAAAUUAUCGUUAUCGGUUGUAACAAACAAUAUCGGUUCAUCUCUGCUCUGUACUCAAGGGGGCGAUAGAGAUAACUUAUUAAGCAACAAUCAAACCAGAUGUGUAAUAACGUUGGUGUUAAGAUUCUCUUGAAACUGUUCCGCCAUGACAGUAUUUGACCUGAAAGAGAAAACUGACCAUAGAAGACUGUUUAUGUUAUAGCGCCCCUUGUGGCAACACUGAAAAUGCAAAACGUAUUUGUAUUUGACACAUUUCCAAACGCAACAACACGUGAACCGAUGGCGUAAAGCAUCUGCGUUAGAGUAUGUUUCAGGUCUUAAGCUUUUGAGUUCUCAGUUUAGAGCCAAUGAAUGUGGUGCCAGAAAUCAACACUUCAUUUGCAAAAGUCGAUGUUUGAACACUUCAAAGACCCCGACUCAGAGUCACAUACUGUAGCCAAGGCUGAGCACUUGCCAAUGGCGAUAUGCUCUUAAGAGUUUAAACAGACGUUUGACUCUGUACAUUUCCAGGUUUACGAGACUUUUACCCGGCCACUGCCUUUCACGGUCUUUCACUUUGCAAGAUUUACAGCGCAACAUGGCGUCUGCUAAUCCAACUUUUGCGAUUGAUGCUCUCAUAUACAGUCAUGGUUUGAAGGUUGGAUGGAUAUAAGAUGGAAGAAUCAUGUACAUCCUUCUUUGUGUAAAUAGAUUGUAAAUUGCUUCAGUGGCGGUUUGAUGAUGACAUCAUUGAUUGCCUAACACACGGCACUGUUCUCAACAUCUACAGUUGUGAAAUGGGCAAAACGAUGUCGAGAUGCAGGUUAAAAUGUUUUCUGUCCUGUUUCAAUUCUUUGGAGAAUAUAACACAUUGUUGUGAAGAAACAACUACUUUCUAUGCCAUUAUUUUUUGUAAUAAGAGGAGUUUGCUAAGGCACUUACAUUGACAGAGGGUCUAAAGCUAUAUCUUGAGACGACUCUACCCUACUUGAUGCAUAGAAGUGCACUAAAAUACCUUUGCAAUCGCAUAGCAUAUUGAGAAAACAAAAUGGGUCGUGAAUGUUGUUUUUUAUGUUGACUUUAUCAUCUUCAUCUUACCUUUUCCCAAAUGGUUGGCUGAUAUAAAGGCUAUUUG
Xyrauchen texanus (razorback sucker) is the source of this 4271-nucleotide messenger RNA. Its product is annotated as runt-related transcription factor 1-like. Gene Ontology annotation, cellular component: nucleus. Lineage: Eukaryota; Metazoa; Chordata; Actinopteri; Cypriniformes; Catostomidae. Gene Ontology annotation, biological process: hemopoiesis; regulation of cell differentiation; regulation of transcription by RNA polymerase II. The coding region runs from base 330 to 1895 and encodes 521 amino acids. Gene Ontology annotation, molecular function: RNA polymerase II cis-regulatory region sequence-specific DNA binding; DNA-binding transcription factor activity, RNA polymerase II-specific; ATP binding. The transcript is spliced from 8 exons. The record is from RefSeq and is a predicted model, not a curated record.